Molecule: messenger RNA, 1611 nt
Organism: Hyaloperonospora brassicae
Lineage: Eukaryota; Oomycota; Peronosporomycetes; Peronosporales; Peronosporaceae
Source: the annotation of a GenBank genome assembly
AUGAGGACGUGGCAGGACGAGUGGAGCUGCGCACGACUGUCGCUACGUCUACGCGAUGAACAGCUCUUUCAGUGCGAAACAGUGGACCUGCAAGUGUGUGCUGAGACGAGAAUACCGUCGUAUAGGUCCAAAGCUCUUGAGGGCAACCAGGAACCACAGACCGCUGCACAAGUGCUGCAGCGCUGGCAAGAACACUUUGAAGGAGCGCGUGUCCACAUUCGGAUCGAGGAAGUCUCUGGCACGGACCAAAACCUGACAAGCCGCUCCGUGUCCUGUCUGUCUACUUUACUUCGGCAAGAGACACGCGUUUCUCAUGUCGUUGAGGGUUCAUCGGGGAGCAGCCAUGGAGUCGUGGUGGUGCUGCUGCAGGCCCAGUUUGACCUGGAAGUCUGUCACGAAUUCUGGGACCGAUCGUUGCUGCUGGUUCUGCACAUUACACCGAACGAAGGCGUGUUCCAAGCUGAUCAAGGGAACAGUGACGAUGUAGCCACUGGUGUUGGAGCGAGAGAGUCUUUUUGGAGACCUUUGCUGCUACGAGACGAGUGGGCGAGCUCACACCUCCUUUCACUCACCCGUGAACAGGCACAGCCAACGCUGCUAAUGACGCGUCGUAUCGAGCAGCACAUUGUAGUUACAAAGCCGUUGCGUCUUGUGCUUGAGUCCCGUGAACUGGCUGGACAACGCAUCGGGAUACUAGCUCGAGUCUCAAACACACAUUUGACGUUAGCAGUGGCAGUGAGAGACUUGCGUCUUCAUCUGGAUCAGUCGUCAAGAGCUCAGAACAAAGAUAUGAGUCGUUUUCGCAUCGUGAAUGGCGACAAAGCAUCCAAUCCAGUUGUGUUGGAACCUCAAGAGCGCUACAACUUCCUCUUUGUGUUGGAGCCAGCAAAAACGUUGAUACUGAACGAGUCGCUCAGACUAGACGAAGAUAACCGGGCGACGUCGAACGCAUCCGUGUUGCGAAAGGAAGUCAUGUCACCCGUAUUGCAUGUUUCGACGUCAUCUGCUCCUCAACGUACGUCACUCACGCUAUCCUGGAAAGCAAUGACAUGCACAAUGGAUGCUGUCACAGAAACUUGCACGAUCGAUUGGUUUCCGAAGGCACCUUCGGAACCAUAUGCCUCGCCGUCAAGUGGCAAGGACGAGCUUGAUAUGUGCAUUCGAAAGCUCAUGCCGCCUCUGGUCGGGGGACAUCUGCAACGAGGCAAAAAGUUCCAUGAUGAUUUUAAACGUGAACGACUUCUUCCGAACUCGGUCUUGCAGAUGACCGUUGCCCCACUUGCAUCGAACGUAUUGAUUGGAAAUGCCGUGACGGCAAGUGUGGUGGUAGUGAAUCGCUCCACACGCACCGAGUUCGACUUGACGUUAUUGCACCCUUCGCAAUAUAUGGGUAUCACCGACGGGGAAAACAACUGCACUACACCAGUCGUCGUGGGAUUUGAAGGCUGUCAAAGAUUAGGGUUGGUGCGUCCAGGCAUGAGCGUCGAACGGAGGUUGCGCAUUGUUUUUCUACGAUUGGGGAAGUGCAAGCUGGGUCCGCUAGUGCUGGCUGACCACUUUACACGCACAUGCUUCGUAUCUGACGACUGGAAUGUUUUCGUGAAAGACUGA